AUGACCGGCAACACACUCGAUCUCACAUCGAUCUCACCUGCAUCCCCUGGCGGUGACGGCCAGGGGCACCUCGACUGGCGCGUGAAGUGCCUACUGUGUCAUCUGUCGUUCAGCGUGAUGCUGGAUGAUUAUUACCGUGCCGCCGACGAUGAGGCAGACACCAUGGCUGCAGCUAUUGCGAAGGCUGUUGACCGGGGCGACCGUUGUUUUUCGGAUUUUUGGUGGCGGACGACGACGGGGGUCCGCAUCAUGAUGCUGCUGACGCCGUUCGCCGAGGCACACUAUCUUAUGGCCGAUACAGUGAAGCUCCGUACCCUCCGGCGGGAACGCCACCGGAAUCCAGAAGCCACAGCAUGA
This is a messenger RNA of Aspergillus viridinutans, 357 nucleotides long. RefSeq lists its product as uncharacterized. The coding region runs from base 1 to 357 and encodes 118 amino acids. The transcript is spliced from 2 exons. Lineage: Eukaryota; Fungi; Ascomycota; Eurotiomycetes; Eurotiales; Aspergillaceae. The record is from RefSeq and is a predicted model, not a curated record.